AAAGAAAAAAAGAUUGCAGUAGAAAAUUAUAGAAAAGACAGAAGACUCGGCUUCUCUCUUCUCUGAGCAGAGGCACCUUGUAUUGUAUUCCGGUUAGGAGAGGGAAUAAAAAUACAGAGAGAGAGAGAGAGAGAGACAUAUAUUCUUCCCCGGAGUUUUCUUGAAUAACUUUUUGUUCUGGAUUUUCCCGAUUGAUUUUUGUGGGAAUAUAUCAUCAUCGUACUUGUAAAUCGUCCGAACUUACUGAACAGAGCUUUGGUAUCAGUUUCCGUUCCCUUUUUGUGUCUGAGUUUUCCCAGAAUAGCAUAGAAACAUAGAUUGACUGGUUUAUUUAUUAUCUAGGUGAAUUAAAUUUAGCCAGGCUUCCGUAAAAAAAGAAUCAAUCUAGGGAUCAAACUCCGUUGGAUUUCCGAUCAUCCGGAGAGGGUAUUAUUGUCUUAGAUUAAUUGAAUUUGGAUAUAUUUGAGUGUUCCGAUCUGGGGAGGGUUCCGGCGAUUAUGGAUACGAGUUCGGAGACUAUGGAUAAAUGGAGGGACUAUUUCCGGAGUGCGAAUUCCGACAUCUUUGGUAUCAUCGAGUGCGCGGUUAUGGUGGCGGCCAUGGAUUGCCCCAAGGAGUUCAAAUUGAGGAGGGAUCGAAUUGCUGAGAUGCUCUUCACGUGCAAAGCCACGAGGUGCUCCGGCUGCAACAACGUUGAAUUGGCUUUGCCCAACGAGGACGACGAGGUCAAAGAGAAGCGGAAGUUCGGCCGGGAAUUCGAGAAUGGUGCGAGUAAAGAGAGCAAAACCAGUGAGAGCCUGGAUGAUCGUGCGGAGAUGGAGAUGAAUGUGAAGCAGGUCAGCAAUUACAGCUAUGGUGAUGCUGAGGCAUUGACUGAUGAGAUUGAGGAAGAGUCUUUGACUGUCCGGGAGGUCUUGAGGAUCAAGGGGGUUCUCGAUAACUACGAAGAAGAGUCUGAUGCUAUAUUGCUUGAUUCCCUGAGGAGGCUUCAAUUGAUGGAUUUGUCUGUGGAGACACUCAAGGCCACAGAGAUUGGGAAAACUGUAAAUGGUCUACGAAAACAUGGAUCUAAACAGAUUAAGCAUCUUGUCCGGACAUUGAUCGAGGAUUGGAAGGUCAUGGUAGAUGAGUGGGUCCAAGCUACAGCAGCCAUUACAGAAAGCACUCCAGAGUCUGUAAAAGCAUCAGUUGUUGAUGAAGAGGAGGAGGAGGAGGAGGGACUUCCUUCUCCACCCUUGGAUGAGGGUGCUUUCUUUACGACUGCUUCAAUGGAUUUUUCACAGUUCUUUGACGGCAUGGACUUUGAUGGAAAUCCUCAAAACAGUGGGGAAUUCAACAAGAACCAUGAAAAUGGCAGAAAGCCCUCGGUGGAGAACCAUAAUAUUCCUGUUAGGAAACAACAAUUUAAUGACAGGCCAAAUGUUACUCCCAGAGACUUUAAGAAUGAACCACCGAAGAAGCAAGAAGUCGUAAUGAAGAAACAGGCAACUGACUCUAAGCUAAAUAAGCCUUCUGCUGGUGACUUUGGGCCAGGAAGACCAACAAGACCAGCUGUCGAGCAAAAGUUCCAGCAGAAACCAGAUAAAAGCAAGCUUCAGAAGAGGCCGGUUGUUUCCAACCAAAAUAAGUUAAAGACUUCAGAUGAGGAUUCAGUUCAAGCGAAAUUGGAAGCGGCAAAGAGGAAACUACAGGAACGCUACCAAGAAGCUGCAAAUGCCAAGAAGCAGCGGACGAUACAGGUUAUGGAAUUGCAAGACAUCCCAAAGCAAGGUCAAGUCCAUAAAAAUCCUUAUGCAAGACCUGGCAACAACAGGCAUUGGGCAAAUGGGCGUCGAUGAGUGUCUGCAUCAGCUGGACAAUGUUGCCAUACCGCCACAAAGUUCUUCGACCUUUGUUGAAGAAGAGAGAUAACUCCUCUCCAUACCAUAUGCUACACUCUCUCUUUGGAGGAUCUUAUCUAACUCAUCUCAUAGAGAGGCCGCUCUAAAAAUAAGAGUGGCAUGUUUUCGGAACCAUAGUCACUACUCUCAUUGUUACCAUCUAUUCAUGUAUAGUGUUUUCUGAACAAAGGAGAGCAUGGUACAUGUUUUGUAACCCUCUCUUGCCCUAGUGUCAUUUUGGUGACUUUCUCAUAAAUUGACCUUAAAUGGGCAAAUGACCAAUGUUUUUACAGUGCACUUGAACUGAACCCUCAUCCAAAUGCAAUAGAAAAGUUGGUCAAUUCUGCUUUUGUUACCCAUUCAAGAAUUGGCUGAUAAUCUUUUGUUUAGCUAAUCAUGUGGUAGCCUUAUGAAAGGUAAUCUGUGCCAUGAUUAGGUGCAUAUGGUGUUAACUUUUGCAUGGGGAAUAUAUGUUAAAGAUUUUGGUGAUUGUUUGGUAAGCUUUGGAUGGCAUUAUCAACAGGCAACACAAGUUGGUGGGAA
Molecule: messenger RNA, 2423 nt
Organism: Ipomoea triloba (trilobed morning glory)
Lineage: Eukaryota; Viridiplantae; Streptophyta; Magnoliopsida; Solanales; Convolvulaceae
Product: probable mediator of RNA polymerase II transcription subunit 26b
Exons: 9
Coding region: 498-1838 (446 amino acids)
Cellular component (GO): nucleus
Source: RefSeq, a predicted model, not a curated record